AUUAAAUGCUUCCAAAGUUUUGGUUUGGAAGUUGAAGAUCUUUAUAGGUAAUAGGUAUUAAGAUGACACUUAAAGUUAUGGUGACCCGGACAUACUACAUGCAAGUUUUACCAUACUGUAUCCCACGCGUAACCCUCAAUGGACCAGUACCAAUCUCUGCAUGGUCCUGGAAUGACAUCUCACCCUUGAGUCUCUCAACCCUUGAAAAGAAAAUUCAGAUCAGGGCUCUAACGAUAUAAAGCCAGCACUUAGGGCCCUGGUUAAACCCCGAAAAAAAAAAGGUGAUUCCAUUUGCCUUCUUGUCUCGCCGAUAGGACUGGCCCCUUUCAUCUACAUGAUUGCGUUCGAGGAUUUGAGGGACAUUUUUCUUUCUUACUAUUCCAAAAUUUGAUCUGCUAUUUCAAACAGACCAAAAUGGCGUACUACCAUCCAGACACGCCGGAAACCGGCGGUCCCUUAGCUGUAUCCACGCUAUUCGGCAUCAUUGCCUUGCUUUCUUGCGUGGCGCGGGUAUAUUCUGUAAGGCAAAGGAGCGAGAAGUUCCACCUGCAAGAAUUGUAUCUCUUUAUUGCUUUGUUAUUGACAUUCACAUCACUUGGCCUUCAGUGGGCUUGCGUUGUACGAGGUGGUACCGGCAGACACAUGGAAGAUGUGGACAUGUUGGAUGCAGUCCUCGCUCUUAAGCUUAUUAUUCCCUUCGAGGCACUAUAUGGCGUCACCCUCAUGUUCGCUAAAUGGUCUAUCUUACUAUUUUACCAGCGCGUGUUCGGGGUGAGCAGAUCCUCGGUUCGGUGGUUCGCGCGUGCAACCAUGGUCAUUGUAUUCCUAUGGAUGGUUUCGGUGGUUCUCGAGACAUUUCUCCUCUGUCGACCGCUCGCAUAUAACUGGGAUACGUCCAUCAAGGGUAGCUGUGGCGACCGCAACACGGUUUAUGUCGUUGCAGGAGCGACAAACAUGGUGACGGACUUCAUGGUCUUGCUGAUACCCGUUCCGACAAUCUGGAAGUUGAGCCUACCAAUAUCCCAACGUAUCGCGCUUACGGCCACGUUCGGCCUGGGUCUUUUUAUCACAGCAAUUUCUAUAAUCCGCUUGAAGUCUCUCAUGGACAUAUCCUUUACCGACCCGACAUGGACAUUGCCAAUGGGAUUAAUGUGGACCGUACUCGAACCUGAGCUGGAAAUUCUCGUCGCGAACUUCCCAUUCAUGAGGCCAUACCUCUCUAAGAUACUUCCAAAGAAAUGGUCACUAAACCCAUCAUCAUGGCGGAGCCGCAAGUACGGCAACGAAAAUUUCGAACGUCUUCCGGCCGACAAAGGAGUUCCACUACAGACCAUUGGUGGCGGCUGGACGGGAUCGAACGCGAUGGCCGGAGUUGCAAAACCAAGAAACGGUGGGACCCCAGCAAGUGACGGGGCUGAAUCAGAGAGAGGGUUGACGAAGGAAUCAGACGCAGGCAUUCAAGUUCACACUAUGUGGUCAGUUAGCAGAGAGUAGGUCGUUCUGGUUACCUGGUAAUUGAUCUAGAAGAAUUGAAUUUUGGAUUCCUCGGGAAAUCCAAAGAUAG
Molecule: messenger RNA, 1564 nt
Organism: Annulohypoxylon truncatum
Lineage: Eukaryota; Fungi; Ascomycota; Sordariomycetes; Xylariales; Hypoxylaceae
Exons: 6
Coding region: 415-1494 (359 amino acids)
Source: RefSeq, a predicted model, not a curated record